Molecule: messenger RNA, 1113 nt
Organism: Eutrema salsugineum
Lineage: Eukaryota; Viridiplantae; Streptophyta; Magnoliopsida; Brassicales; Brassicaceae
Product: mitochondrial inner membrane protease ATP23
Exons: 5
Coding region: 176-760 (194 amino acids)
Biological process (GO): mitochondrial proton-transporting ATP synthase complex assembly; mitochondrial protein processing
Cellular component (GO): extrinsic component of mitochondrial inner membrane
Molecular function (GO): metalloendopeptidase activity
Source: RefSeq, a predicted model, not a curated record
AAUGAGCCAUCCCUCUACUUAACACUGUAGUAAAUUUCCCAGAGAGGGAUGUUAAUGUAAUUUACAUAUUUACCCUUAGUCACAUUUGCUCUGUGUCCGACCAUCGAUCUUAGGCCGCCACUCCCGAGAAAUCUCCGGCUUCUCUACCGCCGACUAAGAGCAAACCAGAGAUCGAAUGGAAGAUGCAGCCGCUCCUAAUUCUGGUUCUGAUUUAAACCUUGGAGGAAAACGCGGUAGAUCUAUCGAAGAAUGCCAGGACAUGAUUCAGAGAAGUUUCCGAAACCCAAUUGUGAAGUUUCUGAUGGAGCAAAUGGAGAAAUCUGGGUGCAGAGUUGGUGAUAAUUUCGUAAAGGCAGUUGUUUGCACUGGACCUGUAGCUGGAGGCUUCACUAGAGGAAGAGGGAUCACUGUCUGCAGUAACUAUCUGACCAUUCAAGAUGAAGUGAACCAAGUAGUUAUACAUGAGCUAAUCCAUGCUUAUGACGAGUGCCGAGCCAAGAAUUUGGAUUGGACUAAUUGUGCUCAUCAUGCUUGCAGCGAGAUACGCGCAGGUCAUCUAAGUGGCGAUUGCCAUUUCAAGAGAGAACUUUUGAGGGGUUUCAUCAAAUUAAGAGGGCAUGAACAAGAAUGUAUAAAAAGAAGAGUCUUGAAAUCGCUCCGUGGCAACCCGUAUUGCUCGGAAGUAGCAGCCAAAGACGCCAUGGAAGCAGUGUGGGAUACUUGUUACAAUGACACUAAGCCUUUUGACAGAGCUCCUUGAAGGUAAUAGAUCUUUUUUUACAAUCGCGAGAGACUUACUUUUGCUUCAAAAGUUAUGAGUUCAACUUCAUCUUUGAAGAUCGAUAUAAAGCCGGAAAAACCUUUGGAUUCAGCCGUUGAUUUUUUCCUCAUUUUGUAUUUGUUUAGAUUCUUUACGUUGUUGUUGGAAAUAAAUGAUAAGGUCUAAUACAAAAUCUUGAUUUCAAGUGGAUUUUGCUUGAAACUAUAAUUUUGAUUUAUGGAUUUGUAUUUUACAUCACACUAUGGAGGAAUAGUUAGCUCUGCAUCACACUAGUAGUUUGUAAGAAAACUAUACCAAGGUAAACGAAUCAUCGUAUGCAUUAUAUUUGUUAU